Messenger RNA from Micropterus salmoides (largemouth bass), 3716 nucleotides. It is a transcript of the gene mpp4a, whose product is annotated as MAGUK p55 subfamily member 4. Gene Ontology annotation, molecular function: protein binding. The record is from RefSeq and is a predicted model, not a curated record. Gene Ontology annotation, cellular component: adherens junction; plasma membrane. NCBI's taxonomy places the organism in Eukaryota, Metazoa, Chordata, Actinopteri, Centrarchiformes, Centrarchidae.
AGAGAGGAUUAGGCAGGGUUAGAGAGGAUUAGUGUCUGUUUUGGGUUUGGUUGUAAUAUCACAUCCAUGUCAGGCACCACUGGCUGCUGAUUCACUUCGGCUCAGAGUUCACACACUGAAACAUCAAACUGGACAAGAGGAAGAGGAAGAGGAAGGUGUCAGUGAGAUGCUGUCCAGUGUGUUGGAGGACGUUGGUCACGCUGUCUUCAGAAACAUGAAUGGUGCUCAGCUCCUGCAAGAACUCCUGAGUGCACCGUGGCUCCGAGCCCUGCUGAAGAUGUACGAGUGCCUGUUGCAGUUCCAGAGGUUGACACCCAGCCCCUUUCUGCCUUAUGCCUCAGGACUCUCACACGAGAUCAUGACUACAAUACAGAAGGUCCACCGUCCCUCAGCUGAAGCUCGAGAGCUCUACAGCCUCCUCAGCUCGCCACACAUCCAGGCCCUCCUAUCAUCCCACGACAGUGUAGCCCAGUCAGACUAUGGACCUGUUUUACCCCCUCUGCCUGACGAGAUGCCCGAGGAUGAGGAGGCCAUGAGGAUUGUAUGUCUGGUGAAGAACAACCAGCCACUGGGGGCGACUAUAAGGAGGGACGAGGAGACGGGAGAAAUCUACAUCGCCAGGGUGAUUCAUGGAGGACUGGCCGACCGCAGCGGACUCCUCCAUCCUGGUGAUCUGUUAGUGGAGGUGAACGGAAAACCUGUGGUGGGCAUGGAGCCGGAGCAGGUCAUCCAGAUACUGAUCAAUUCCCAGGGAACGAUCCUGUUUAAAGUCAUCCCAAAUUCAUCUCAGAGCAGCGGCAGCCAGAAAUCGGUGUUUAUGAAGGCAUUGGUGGACUACUGCCCCCUGCAGGACGCCUCCAUCCCCUGUCCAAAUGCAGGCAUAGCGUUCAGCAGAGGAGACCUGCUGGAGGUGGUCGACCAGUCGGACGGGCAGUGGUGGCAGGCCAGGAAGCUGCCCUGCGCUGCGUCCUGCGCUGGUCUGAUUCCGUCUGCCAGCAUGCUGAAGAGUAAACAGAGGGAACAGUGGUGGUGUCAGCCGUUACAGGUUCAUACCUGCAUCAGACCCUUGAGCCGGGCUGAUAACGAGGACGAAGGAACCCUGGCUGAUGACAAACGCAUCUUAACAGAGCUGGAAGAAAUACAUUUUGAUGAGGCCGACUGUGACGUUACUGAUGGAAUCUACCUGGCUGGUUUCCGUCGGAGUUUCCGUCUCUGGAGGAGGACAUCCUACAGGAGGAGGCGACAGUCCUGCACCUCCUGCUCACCCAACAGCAACGCUCUGGCCACCCCCUACGAGGAAGUGGCUUUGUACCAGCGCCCCCCGCAGGAGAACCACCGCCUCAUCAUCCUCAGCGGAGCUUCAGGAGUUGGAGUUAACGAACUGAGGAAAAGACUCAUCAAGCUGAACCCUUCGACCUUCCAGGGACCCGUACCUCACACCACUCGUCCAAUCAGAGCAGGGGAGCAGACAGGAAGAGAGUACCACUUUGUCACCAAAGAGCUGUUUGAGUACAUGGUCUGCAACCACAGGUUUGUGGAGUACGGGGAGUAUAAGGGUCACCUGUACGGGACCAGCACUGAUGCUAUCGAUGAGGUGCUGAAACGAGGACGGAUGUGCAUCAUCGACAUUGAACCACAUAGCAUCCAGCCGCUGCGGACGUGGAAACUGAAGCCCUACGUGAUCUUCAUCAAAGCCCCCGGCCCAGAACGACUGAGACAAACUCGGAGAGACGCCCGAAUCAUCACCAGCUACGCCGUCAACAGAUCGUUCACGGAGGACGACUUUGUGGAGCUGGAGGAGGCGUCCCUGCUGAUGGAGGCAAAGUACAAACAGUUUUUUGACUGCAUGCUGGUGAACGACGACCUGCAGGACACCUGCAUCCAGCUCUGCUCCAUCAUCCAGGAGGCUCAGGACGAACCACAGUGGAUCCCCGUCAGCUGGAGCCGGACGGAGGAGUGAGGCAGGAGAGGAGGAGAAGAUGGAAGAAGAAGACUAAACGUGUUGGACAGGAACACAAAGAGGACGGAGAAGGGGACGAGUUGGAAGAUGAAAUGGGAGAAAGAGAAAAUAUCUGGAGACAAAUGAAGAAGAAGGAAGUUAUGACAUGAUGCAGAGGAGGAGAGGGAAAGUUUUUCGUCUUUCUCUUUUGAAUUUGCACCAAAACUCUUAAAUAGUCUGAGGUUUAAGUUAGUUUGCACAAAUAUGGAGGACGAAUUUAUCCUUGUUGGUUGAGUUAAAGAUCAGGGAGGACUCAGAAAAGCACUCGCAAACCGAAUGACAAAGGCAGAAAAGUGUGAAGACCGUCACAGGGUUUUUCCUGGCUCAGAAUGAGCCUUUGGGAAGUGACGAGUAGGCAUGAUCAGUUCGCGUACAGUAAGGGCAACGAGUUACCAAAAUCUCUGCAUUUCCUUGUUAUUUCUAUAUUUGAUAAACAAAAUAUACCCACAACCCGGAGGAGUAAAAGGUAUAAGUUAGCGUAUUAAUAAAUAUUACAACAUUAAAUAGAAAGUUAGUUAGUAUAACAGGUUACACUUUAUUUGGAGAAUCUGACUACAGAUAGUUUAUUAGUUGAGAUUCAGCUGUUUCACUAAUAAAACCAUUUUCUGAUAUCAGCCCACACAAAGAGUAAAAUGUGCCGGCCACACUUUAAGUACAAACGGCUUCAAUAUUGUGAGAAAUCACGGGAGGUCAUCUCUACCAUAAGUGGAUGAGGGGAGAGGAGACUGCUGGGAAGACAAGACAAGUCGUAUUUAAGUUUAUGUUCUGCUUGCUCAACAGUUGUUUGAUACAUGGUUAUUAAAACACAUUUGGAGAGAACAUGAAAUGCUUUUUUUUUUCAAUUCUGAUUAUUUUGGCGCUGGUGAUUUCCCUCUUUGGGGGGCGCCGAAAAUUCCUUUAUGCAGGAAAAACCCUGCCUUCAUAUUCAUUCUCAAUGUUAUCAACUUUCUUUAAAUAUCGAAACCAAGACCAAGGCUAAAACAAGCCCUGUCAUCUGACUCUUGUCUCACUGUUCAAGUAGACAAGCCUCCAUUACUGCUCCUAUAACACUGUGAUAUAUGCGAAGGAUUCUUGAAGCGCUUUUGUUGGAAAACAAGUCAUCAAUGCCAUUAAAAAACAGCUCCUAAUCUAUAAAACUUUUCAAUGAAUCUGUGGACCAGUUUGAACUGAGGGCUACACGUCUUUUCUGUUCUGUUAUCAGCUGCCGAACCAACUUGUUCUCACUCCCAAGCCACCACCUAUGGACACACGGUCAAGACCCCUUGUAACGCACUGGGAAACCCUUUGGCUUUGACCGCUAACAGUAGGAUAUAAACAACAGAAAUGAGGCGGUUUGCAGUGGACGGGUGGGUCAGGUGAACCAAAAAGUUAAUAUUGAAGUCAGGUAAGUAAUAAUUUUAACCCAAACCAGGCUCUUUUCCUAAACCUAACCAAACAUUAACCACUAGUUUUAUUUUGAAAGUGUAACCGGACGUAGCAUAUUUAUUCUUGCUAACUUGACCGUGGAACCCUACACGUGCUGAAUGGUACCCAGGGCAUUAAAAAGCAACGCCAAGGGGUGUUGACCAAGCGUCCAUAUGUUGAGAAAAAAUCACUCUGAAACUCCGUAAAGCCCAGAUUUCCAUCCAGCUAACAGUUUUCAGUAGGUUCAUCACUACCAGAGACAUCACUAUAAAAAUAUCCAUCCAGCACGUGAUUACAGUAAAUGUACUUUACU